This is a messenger RNA of Musa acuminata subsp. malaccensis (wild Malaysian banana), 1409 nucleotides long. RefSeq names its product probable protein phosphatase 2C 59. Gene Ontology annotation, molecular function: cation binding; protein serine/threonine phosphatase activity. Gene Ontology annotation, biological process: peptidyl-threonine dephosphorylation. The record is from RefSeq and is a predicted model, not a curated record. Lineage: Eukaryota; Viridiplantae; Streptophyta; Magnoliopsida; Zingiberales; Musaceae.
ACCGCACGACCUCACCCGCGGCCCGCUCCUCUUUCUCCCUCGUCUCUCUCCUCCUCCUCCUCCUCCUCCUCCCCUCUCUCUCUCAGGCUGUUAGGGUGGCGAUUAGAAUCGGAUCUUUGGCGCGGCUUGCAGUUGGAGAUCAUGAGGAGAUUCCCAGUAGAGGAUUGCCUUCCAUAGUAGCUAGACCGGCUCUGUUGCUUCUGUUCUUGGGGAUUCUGAACCCUAUUUGCUGGAACAAGAUGAGAUACUUGAAUUCCGUCAGCGGGACUCAAUCCGAUGCAGCUCCUGUUAGUGGAGGAGGACUCAGUCAGAAUGGCAAGUUCAGUUAUGGGUAUGCGAGCUCUCCGGGCAAGAGGUCUUCGAUGGAAGACUUUUUUGAUGCAAGAAUUGAUUGUGUUGAUGAAGAAAUUGUGGGUUUUUUUGGGGUCUUCGAUGGUCAUGGCGGUGCUCGGGCAGCGGAGUAUGUCAAACAAAAUCUCUUCAGCAAUUUAAUUAGGCACCCAAAGUUCCAUAGUGAUACCAAGUCAGCUAUAGCUGAUACAUACAACCAUACAGACUCAGAAUUUCUGAAAUCUGAGAAUAAUCAGAGCCAUGAUGCUGGCUCAACUGCUUCAACUGCUGUCCUUGUUGGUGAUCGCUUGUUAGUUGCAAAUGUUGGUGAUUCCAGGGCUGUUGUAUGUAAGGGUGGAAAAGCUAUUGCUGUCUCAAGGGAUCACAAGCCUGAUCAAACAGAUGAGAGACAACGAAUUGAAGAAGCUGGUGGUUUUGUGAUGUGGGCUGGAACAUGGCGGGUUGGUGGUGUUCUUGCAGUUUCUCGUGCAUUUGGUGAUAGACUCUUGAAACAGUUUGUUGUUGUUGAUCCAGAAAUAUGGGAAGAGGUAAUUGAUAGCUCUCUGGAAUUUCUCAUCCUUGCAAGUGAUGGACUUUGGGACGUAGUUACAAAUGAGGAGGCUGUUGCCAUGAUUCAAUCCAUAGAGGACCCAGAGCAAGCGGCAAGGAGACUGUUGCAGGAGGCUUGUCAAAGAGGGAGUGCCGAUAAUAUAACUUGCAUUGUUGUUCAUUUCUCGGCUGGUGAGAAUAACACUACCGUUGAACAUCAAUAAAAUCAUGCUGCCUGCUCUGAGUCUUAGCUUUUAGUAAUCAAUCCUAAGAUUUAGAAGUCAAUAAGGGUUCACCGGCUUAUAAGGGCCCAGCAAAUGGAAUUAACAUGUCGGGGAGUCCUCCGGCUCAUAAUGACAUGUUUACCUUGUGUUGUAUCGUAGAACAAACAUUGCAAUUUGCUAGAGCAGUCUAAUAUUAUCGUCCUGGCCCGAAUGCUGUGUCGGCAGAGUGGUAGAACUGCUUUGCUUAUUUAAAGACCUCUCGUAAUAUACUUGAUGACGGACACUUUAAUGCAUUCAUUUGUUCUA